AUGGGUUCCUUUACAGAGGAGACCGGAUCGGUUCUCCCUGUCGAGUUUAUAAGCUAUGAAUGUGAAGUAAACCAAGAUUUUAAAAAAUAUCUAAGCAAUCACAAUUUCGAGCAUUUUGGUUUCAACUACAAUGUUGUUACCAUUUUGGGUUCACAAAGUAGCGGAAAGAGUUUCUUCCUGAAUUCGUUAUUUGGCCUACACUUUCAGGUUAUGGAUGCGAAGUUAGGCCAUUCACAGACAACAAAGGGAAUUUGGGCGGCUUUUGUAACGAAUGAUGCAAAAGCUGGAAAUAAAUGUUCACUCGUAAUAGAUGUAGAAGGUACAGAUUCCAGGGAAAGGGGUGAAGGACGUUUGACAUUUGAACAUCGCUCAUCCUUGUUGAGCCUAGCACUUUCGGAUUGUGUCAUUAUUAACCUAUGGUACAAUUCACUUGGGAAUUUGACCAGUUCAAAUUAUGGAUUAUUGAGAACCGUUGUUGAGGCAAACUUGGAGUUAUUAAACUCCACGGAGAAUGAAGAUCACCCAAAGACGAUACUUCUUUUUUGUGUUCGUGACUGGUUUGAAGAAAUUGCUCCAAUAGGUAUGGAACUUAUACAUAUAUAUAUAUAUAUAUCUGCAGAAACUGUAAAAUCAUAUGUCUUGACAAAGUACAUGACGUCCAUAUGGAAUGAAAUUUCUAAGCCUGAAAAAUUUAAGGAUCUUUCAUUUGAUUCGAUAUUUAAUAUCGAAAUCUUUGGACUUCCGAAUGCAAUUGCAAAACCAGAAAUAUUUAAAAGCGAGGUUGAAUCCAUAAGAAAUCUAUGGGAAACAAAAAUAAGACCGAAAUCCUACAGCAGAAGGGUUCCUUCGGAUGGAUUUUUCCUAUAUGCAAACAACCUUUGGAAAACUAUAAUGGAGCAAGAUCACUUGGAUAUACCUUCACAAAAGGAAAUGCUAUCCAAUUACAGAUGUAAUGAAAUUAAGAACGUAGCUAUAGAAGCUGUUUCGUAUGAAAUUGCCCAAUUAUUAUCACAGUCACAAAAGGAAGUCAUCCCAGAUUUCAGAAUUUCUGCUACAGAUGUAAUUCUCAAGGCAAUCGAUACUUAUCUUUUGCAAGCAUCUAGGUACGAAAAAAAAAUAUCUUCAAGUGUUGCAAAUGAGAUGAUUGUCACACUAUGUGAAAAAAUGCAACCUAUAUUUGAUGCUAAUGUUGGACAUUUUACAAAAGGACUGGUUAUAAAGGCGAGAAAACUUCUUGGAGACGAAUUUAUGGUCCAAACAGAAGAUAAGGAUCUGCAGAUUUCUGGUAAAAAUCCAUUGGAAGUCUGGCCAAAAUUUUUGGCAAAAUGCCAAAAAAUACACGAAAAUUUGCAAGGUGAAUUGGAAGGUUAUUCCAGAGAGUAUACUCUAGAACACACAUACCAGGAUCUUAAAAUACAAUACACAUUCGAUAUUGGUGGAGUAACAGACUAUUUAGGCGUAUGUAUCAAAAAUGAAAUCGAUCUAGAGAGAGCAAGACAUCUGGAACUCUUAAAGUCACACUUAGAGUCUCUAUGUAAUUUUUCAUUCAAGAAUGUUUCAUCUACCUUAUUGCAGAGAAAUAUUACGGGAGAAAUAUUUUCAGGUAUAAUUAAUGGCAUUAUAGAACAAAACUGCGACAACGCUGAAAAAUACUCUGAAAGCUACAAGGGUAUUGUAGGGGAGAUAAAAGAUAAUGAAUUUCUGUGCUUUAUACGCAUAGUAGUCCUAAAUAAUGCAGAAGAAAAUUUACAACGCAUUGAAUCUGCUAUUGUAGAUACAGUUGUAGCACGUUUUGAAUCCUUUUUUCAAUACCAGGAAUACAACGGUGAAUCUGUUCCUAGGGAUUGGACAAAAGCAUCAGAAGAUAUUUUAAAGGGGUCUUUUGCAGACUCUAGGAAGGAUGCACUCUCUAUAGUGCAGGCUGUAAAAGAUUACAAGCCUGUGAAUAUCAGCAUUCCGCAAUGUACCAUAGAUGCCGAUCACCUACUCUACAGAGAUUUCCAGGUAAAAAGAGAGCGUAUUUCUUCUCUUCCAGACAACAUUGAAGAAAAGUGCAAAAGUAAAUUCUACGAGUUGUAUCGCUAUGCACAAACUCUACAGACAGCUGGAUCUUCUCUGAGUGGUUGGAAAAAUGUUCCACCUCUCUUUUGGCUGAUAUUACUUAUUCUAGGAUGGAACGAACUUAGAGCUAUCUUUAGGACUGUAUUCAAGAUUCAAAUUGUGCUCCCUCUCUUGGUUGCUUUCUUCUUUUUAGUGAAUUGGGUUUCGACAUCAUUUCUAGCAACGGCAAGGUUUAUCACCUAUCUGCGUGCAAUAUUGUUAUUUCAGGUAUAUUGUUCCAAUCCGAGACCAGACUCUGCAAACGUUAAUGUCCAUUAUCUCAUGGAUCGUGAACACUGUCAUCCAUAA
Theileria equi strain WA is the source of this 2409-nucleotide messenger RNA. RefSeq names its product root hair defective 3 GTP-binding protein, RHD3 domain-containing protein. The record is from RefSeq and is a predicted model, not a curated record. Gene Ontology annotation, cellular component: endoplasmic reticulum. NCBI's taxonomy places the organism in Eukaryota, Apicomplexa, Aconoidasida, Piroplasmida, Theileriidae. The transcript has 3 exons. Gene Ontology annotation, biological process: endoplasmic reticulum membrane fusion. The coding region runs from base 1 to 2409 and encodes 802 amino acids. Gene Ontology annotation, molecular function: GTP binding; GTPase activity.